Messenger RNA from Aspergillus mulundensis, 1053 nucleotides. RefSeq lists its product as uncharacterized. The transcript is spliced from 3 exons. The record is from RefSeq and is a predicted model, not a curated record. Bases 1 to 1053 code for a protein of 350 amino acids. Lineage: Eukaryota; Fungi; Ascomycota; Eurotiomycetes; Eurotiales; Aspergillaceae.
AUGGCUCGCUAUCGGUCCGGGUACAGCCUGCCCUCGUGCAGCGAGUAUGCGUUUGAGACCGACGCCUCCCGAAUCGACAUUGCCUUUGCGGCGAUCUUCUUCAUCGCGACCUUCGUGCUGCUCUUCGUUGGCUCGAGCCGCAUCGGCCGGGCCAAAAAGCAGGGACUCCAUGUCGCGGGCGCAGCUCUCCUCAUGAUCUCGAUUGUCUUUGCUUGGUUCGCCUACAUCAUCCGCCUCGUCUACAUCCCCCUCGAAGAAUGCGACAUCUUCCGCUAUGACCGCCUCUACCAGGCACCUCUUCUAGCCUCCUGGCUCGCCAGUCUAGCAGAGUACCUCCUCCUCGCGGCAAUCCUCACCUCGCUCACGCACAAGCUCCAAAAAGACCUCGGGCUCAUGCAGCCGGCACUCCUUAAGAGCCAGAAGCUCUGGGCUGUCCUCGUCAUCCUCGUCCUGCUUGCCGCGCUGAGCCUCUCAACCGCCUACAACCACUACAUCUACAACGAUGUCUCUGGCUCAUACUACUCCGCCUCGCCCGAGCUGCUUCUCAUGCCGAUGCGCGGCCUCUGGACAACGUACUAUGUUCUCGCGGCGGCGGGGAUGGUCCUCGCUGCUGGCACGAUGGGGAAGACGCUCUCCCAGGCGCCGGGGGGGUUGCGCUCGACGGCCCUGACCACCAGCACAACAGCCCUCCUCCUCUCCGCCCUCGGCCUCACCCUCACAAACAUGGGCAGCUACGUCGACAACAUGUUCAUGUACGUGAACAGCAGGCUGUACUACGGCUCCCCCGCGUACAAGACAUACGUGGCCAAGAACGAGGCGGCCAGCUUUCUGGAGUCGUUCUUCUACUGCGUUGCGUUUUGGGCCGCUGUGUAUGUGGGCGCUUAUCGGGUGGCAAGUGGUCCGCCGGCUUAUGCGCCCCCGCCGCCACAGCAGCCGAUGGUGUUUACCACGGGGAAUGAGGGGGUUCAGAGUGGGUAUAGCCGUGCGAUUGCUGAGGAAGGGGGUUUGGAGCAGGGGCAUGGGUAUGGGAGGAAUCCGGAUUAUGUGAGGUAG